Messenger RNA from Effrenium voratum, 1273 nucleotides. NCBI's taxonomy places the organism in Eukaryota, Dinophyceae, Suessiales, Symbiodiniaceae. The record is from the annotation of a GenBank genome assembly.
GCUCAGAUAUGCGCUGGCGCAGCCAGGCGCAAGGAUGCCAAUGUAUGUCGUCGCCGGAGUCCAAAGAUUCAGAGAACGCUGAAGAGGCUAGCGAGGCUCCUGCUCUUUCAGCUGCUGCGUGGAAGCAACUGGAGACCGGACUGGUCGUCAUCUCCUGGUUCGUGCUGAACAUCUCCAUCGCUAGCUCCACCAAGUGGAUCUUUGUGCAGGGUAAAAUAUGCAUUCAGGACACAGGAUGUCAAACGUACAAGUUUCCAAUCGCGAUCACCGUCAUUCACAUGCUCUUCUCAUGGGUCCUUUGCCGCAUCUACAUCUUGACUGUGCGAGGCGGCGUCGCAGGACACUGUGGCAAGAGCCAGGGCUUGACGUGGAGGCAGCAGCUGAAAGAGAUAAUGCCCCUCUCUCUGUGCUUCGCACUCUCAGUUGCCAUGGGUAACUUGUCGUUGAAGUACAUCUAUCCAUCCUUCAACCAGAUGCUGGGCUCCAUGUCACCUUUGAUCACGGUGCUUUUGGCGGUGCUGCUGCAGCGGAAGUCCUUCCCGCUGAAGACCUGGCUGUCAAUGCCCGUGAUCUGUGCUGGCCUAGCCGUGUGCAGCUUGAAGGAGCUCAACUUCAACGCGCUGGGGGCCUUCUACUGCACGGGCGCCACGGUUCUCCGGGCCCUGAAGUCCCUAAUCCAGGGCAGGUUGCUGUCGCCUUCCCACAAGCUGGAUUCGGUGACACUUCUGUACUACAUGGCCCCCAUGGCAGCAGUGUGGCUUUCUGCUUUGAUGCUCCUAAUGGAGGGCGCUGAGCCGAUACUGCUGCUACUCGCAGGUUUGUAUUCCGAGCCCGGGACCCGCGUCACCGGCGGGGGCUACGUGCUGAUGCUGCUGGUGAUCUCCGGCUUGAAUGCUUGCCUGCUGAACAUUGCCAACUUCUUGGUCACUUCCUACACGAGCCCGGUGACGCUGCAGGUGCUGGGCAACGUGAAGAGCUGCCUCUCCAUCGCUGUCUCUGUGGCUAUCUUCAGGAACAGCCUUACCGUCGAGCAGGCGAUAGGUGUCGGCACCUGCCUCAUUGGCGUGUGGCUCUACAAUCAGAAGGACCAGAAGAACCAGAAGAACCAGAAGGUGAUGGCAUCGCCCGCGCAGAGAUCUGCAUGAGAGGACAAGCCAAAGUUCCGCGCUCCACUUCUUCGCUUUUUUUUGUGAGCCGUGAUAGCGCCACGGGAGCGCGCGCACGGGCCUUGUGUUAAUGACCGGGCUAUACACGCCCAGUGAUUCAGAGCGUG